GAGUUUCAUCUACGCCUUCCUGACCAGAGGCCGUCCCGUCCCGCUGCUCUUCGUCCUCUACGCUGCCAUCUUCUGCUCCAUCAACGGCUUCCUGCAGGGUCACCACCUGCUGCACUGCGCCCGCUUCGGAGACGCCGGGCUGACGGACGCCCGGCUGGCUGCAGGUUUUCUUCUCUUCGUGGCUGGUUUGACCAUCAACAUCCACAGUGACCACAUCCUGCGCAACCUGAGGAAACCUGGAGAGAUCGUCUACAGGAUCCCCUACGGGGGAAUGUUUGAGUUUGUGUCCGGUGCAAACUUCCUGGGAGAGAUCGUGGAGUGGUUCGGUUACGCUGUAGCUGUGUGGUCUUUACCCGCCUUCGCCUUCGCUUUCUUCACCGUCUGCUCCAUCGGGCCCAGAGCCUACCAGCACCACAGAGACUACCAGCAGAGGUUUGAGGACUACCCUCGCUCCAGGAAAGCUAUUAUUCCCUUUAUCCUGUGAGGAUUGGGGAGCGCCUGUAACAAACUUUUGGUGGGGGGUUUAUUUUUCUUCUUAAAUUAAGGCCAUUACUAAAGAUGACCCACUCUCAGGAUUGUACUGAUGGUGCCAGACCUCCACACCCAGAGAGUAAAAGACUGGAAAGAUAAUGUGAGUUCAGGUAGAUGGGGGCCAACCAUAACUACACCAACAGAUCAUAUCUAUCUAUCUAUCUAUCUAUCUAUCUAUCUAUCUAUCUAUCUAUCUAUCUAUCUAUCUAUCUAUCUAUCUAUCUAUCUAUCUAUCCAUCCAUCUGUGUAUUAAAAUGAGUCCAUAUUUGGUCCUGACCCACCACACUGUGAAUAAACUGAGCCCCCGGCUGUGUCCAAACACACCCAAUGGUUCCUUAAGCAUCCCAAAUGUUUGCUCUAUCGGAUGUGGUUAUGGAUGUGGUUAUGGAUGAGUUACAGGACAAGCAGUUUACUCACCAACAAGCCAUCUGCUUCUUGACUUAGAUUCCAGGGAAUUGAGUAACUGGAAUCAGCUGAUGAGCCAUUUGUUACUUUCUAUAAACAUGUUAUGUUGCUAUCUCCUGAAGCAACAGGCAACACACUUGCUUAGAGGUACAUCUGAGUCUUUUAUACCUGAAGCCUUUUAACAUGCUAUGUAGAGGCAGAUAUGUCAAAGUCAAAAGUCAAAGUCGGCUUUAUUGUCAAUUUCUUGUUAGGGCUUACAAAGGAAUGGAGAAGACGUUUCUCACUAUGGUGGAACAGAUAAAGUGCACAGGCACAACAGAUAAGACAGAUGUUUCCUAACACUACAGAGUAAACAUUGAAGUGCACAACAUUUACUAAUAUAAAAAAAUAGAAUAGAUAGACAGUAAGAUAAAAUGAGAUUUUGGAGUCUACUUUUGUAUAUGUAGGAAGUAGCAGCAUAAGUUUCUGUAUAGUUAAGUUGUGGUAGUGCAAAAAGUUUGUAAGAUGUAUUAUUUAACAGAAACAGUGCAAA
This is a messenger RNA of Scomber scombrus (Atlantic mackerel), 1468 nucleotides long. RefSeq names its product steroid-5-alpha-reductase, alpha polypeptide 2a (gene srd5a2a). Gene Ontology annotation, cellular component: membrane. The record is from RefSeq and is a predicted model, not a curated record. Lineage: Eukaryota; Metazoa; Chordata; Actinopteri; Scombriformes; Scombridae. Gene Ontology annotation, molecular function: 3-oxo-5-alpha-steroid 4-dehydrogenase activity. Gene Ontology annotation, biological process: steroid biosynthetic process.